ACAGAGCUGCACUGUGCAGGACCACUGACACAGCUUAUUUGAAAAGGACACAUAUACACACAUUCACACAUGCAAACAGCACUGUCCCUCCCACAGGCCUUUCACCAUAUUUCCUGUGUAAUCUAACAAGCGCCUUUGAAAAACAUGCACUUCAACUGUUAGAGUAUGUGAUGACCAGUCACUCACGGUGCUGUGAUAAUGAGAUCUCUCUUGCUGAUAGGCAUUGUGGGAUUAUGUAUCCUAACAACUGUGCUUUCCCUGAAAAUUUGUGCCUUUAACGUCCAAAGCUUUGGAGAAGCAAAAGCCAACAACAAAAAAGUGAUGAGGAUUUUGACAAAGAUAUUUUCCCGCUGUGAUCUCACUUUGAUCCAGGAAGUGCGAGACUCCAAAGGUAAAGCCAUUCCUGCACUGCUUAAGAACCUAAACAGGUUUGAAAAAAACAAUGUGUACUCUCAUUUAGAGAGUCAAAGACUGGGAAAGAACACAUACAAGGAGCAGUAUGUUUAUAUUUAUAGGAAAGAUGUAUUGCAGGUUCAGGAGCAAGCCUAUUAUCACGAACUGAAACAGCCAGAGCUCAAUGACACAGAAAUGUUCUCUAGAGAACCGUUCAUCAUAAGGAUCCACUCACCCACAACCUAUGUAAAAAACUUUAUUAUCAUUGGUCAUCACUCAUGUCCAAAGAAAGCCAUGAAUGAGAUGGAAGAACUUUUUGAAGUCUUUCAAGCUAUCAGAAAGAAGUGGAAAACUGAGAAUGUGAUGCUUUUGGGAGAUCUGAAUGCUGACUGUGGCUAUAUCACUAUUAAAGGCCUGAAGAAACUAAGACUAAGAAAUGACCCAAAGUUCCUUUGGUUGAUUACUGAUGAACAGGACACCACUGUUCGUGACAAAACACACUGUGCUUAUGACAGGAUAAUUGUACAUGGAAAAACACUGAUUUCAGGGAUUGUACCAGACUCAGCUCAACCCUUCAACUUCAAAAGCGAGUUCACUUUAACAGAACAAGAGGCUUUGGAAGUCAGUGACCACUAUCCAGUUGAGGUUGACCUAAAGUCCAGUCAUCACCACCACCUCCGGAAUGAGCUCUGAACAAAAAACCUACACUGUGUGUUGUUUUAAUUUAAAAUUUCAACCCAUCCUUUCAGUGAACUUUGAACCCCUUUAAAAAUCUGGGUUUCCAAUUGCUACAAACUAUUUUAAUAAUCUAUUGAAAUGUCCAGGCAUGCAGUCAUUUUUUCUAUUAUUUUCAUCUUUUUAUUUCUAUUCUUUGUUUCAUUUUCUGAAUCCAUAGUAUAUAUCUCAGAUCCUCAUUAUAUAUUUCUUUGGGUAAUGCUCCCAACAAACACACUAAUGGAUCUAGGAGUAUCUCCAUUUCUAAUAUCUUGUCUUUUUUCCCAGAACCCUUGAAAUAUCAGACAAUCCCAAAAAAUGUGUGAGCUCCUAUUUUUAUGACCUUGUUAUUUUAAUGCUUUUAUACAGCUGUUUCAACAUUGGUGACUUGUAAUAAAAUAGUUUACCCAUUA
This is a messenger RNA of Tachysurus fulvidraco (yellow catfish), 1520 nucleotides long. It is a transcript of the gene dnase1l1l, whose product is annotated as deoxyribonuclease I-like 1-like. Gene Ontology annotation, cellular component: nucleus. Lineage: Eukaryota; Metazoa; Chordata; Actinopteri; Siluriformes; Bagridae. The record is from RefSeq and is a predicted model, not a curated record. Gene Ontology annotation, molecular function: DNA nuclease activity. The coding region runs from base 199 to 1086 and encodes 295 amino acids. The transcript is spliced from 9 exons. Gene Ontology annotation, biological process: DNA catabolic process.